AUGACGACAGCAACGAGACUGCCGUCGACCCGGCGCCUGUUCACCUGUCUAGGAACUUCGGUUCUCUUUUUUCUGCCCUCAGCGAACGGCAGCUUAUCUUUGGAGCCAUUUGCGCAAGACGCUACAGCUGCUCAUGCACCUGAUGUGAUAUUGGACAAGCCGGCGGCGGCGGUGGCUGAGAACGUGGUAGCUUCUCACAGGCGGAGAAGGCCGGAACGAGACGAGAAUGAAACGAAGAACGAAGUUGUGGAGGCGCUGGGUCACCAGAGGAUACAGGCAUACAGAAGGUGGAGUGUUGGCGAUAUCGAUACCUUGAGCAGUAGCACGCAAGACGAGGAGAAGGCUUCCCCCGCGGUAGCGGCAGAUCCGCUCAUCACUCCUGCUCCAGAACUUCCACCCUGUCUUUCAGGUCGCAACUCGCUGGGCAGGCGACAGAAUGACGGGCAGGUUCAACAACUGCGCCAACAACUUGAGCAAGUGUCGCAAGAAUCUCGUUCAGUCUCGCAGCAAUCUCAGCAGUUGUCCCAACAGGUGCAGCAGCUCGCCCAGUCCACCUCGCGUCUCAGCCAGGAAUUGCAGCGCGCACAGGACCAGGCUCGACAGGCGCAAGAGUCUGCCAGGCAAUCCAGCGAACAAGCGCGACAAAACGCCGACCAGGCCAGACAGGCGUCAGAGCAGGCCCGUCAGGCCCAAGACCAAGCAAGCCGAGCGAGUGAGUCGGCAUCGGCUGCGCAGAGAAGCGCUGACAGUGCCGUGUCUAUUGCACGAGAGAGCAUAUCAUCCAGCGCCGCGGCGCAAAUCGCCUCUAACCUUGCCAGCGCGACGGCCAGCGCAGCUUCUUCGGCCGCGAGCAUAAUAGCCGCUGCCAGGCAGUCUGCCAACCAACUCAUGGACCAGGCCGCAAGUCAAGUCUCGGUUGCACGUGCUGAAGCGACUUCCGCGAGGGCUGAGGCCAGCACUCAGAUUUCCCAAGCUCAAGGUGCUGCCGUUUCUGUGACGCAGGCCGCCCUGGCGGUAGUGGGCACCUUCAUUGGCUCAUCGCUGAUCAGCAUCCUUGCAUUUUACUUGAUCCUCCGCUACCGCCGGAAUAGACUGGCAAAGGACGAGCAGAAGCGACCUCCCAUCUCGUAUCCGCACUCUUUCCGCAAGGAAGCCAGCGGGCUGGGGGAGGCGUACGGGAGCACAGACAACCUCGUCGACCGUCGCGGAUAUGACAACAAUGGCUACCUCAAUGACGUCAAAGAGAAGCCAUACAAGCCUGCAAGCGCCGCUGUUGGUGGUCGCGAUAAGGUCGGCAACCCCCUGCAGCGCAGCAGCAGCAACUACGGUGAUCCUCCUGUCACCAUUGACCACAACACUCCGGGUGCCAGGUUCAGCUUGUUUCCCAAGCCGAGUGUGCAAAGCCCUGUAGAGCCCACAUCCAACCCAAAUGGUGGACCGGCGUCGGCGAUUCCCAAUCUCGAUACUUGGUUGAGGGCGGGCCAGGUUAGUCCCUUUGGCACCUUGGUCAAGCCGGCCCCAGCAGCAACGGCACCAGUCUCAGCGGCCCAGAAGAACUCGGCCUCGGCGUGGCCCCUAGGAGGAGCCGCUGCUGCCGAUUCCGGGCGUACGGGGCCUGUAAUGAAGCCGGGAAAUAAGCUUCCAUUCCGAGAGAACUGA
Pyricularia pennisetigena is the source of this 1659-nucleotide messenger RNA. RefSeq lists its product as uncharacterized. The record is from RefSeq and is a predicted model, not a curated record. NCBI's taxonomy places the organism in Eukaryota, Fungi, Ascomycota, Sordariomycetes, Magnaporthales, Pyriculariaceae. Bases 1 to 1659 code for a protein of 552 amino acids. The transcript has a single exon.